UAAUAAUCGACAGCUGGUUGGCCACUGACUGAAGAUUCCUCCUUCACGGUCUUCAUCAUAUUUAUGUUCACAAGAACCUCCAUCCAGCUCGUCACUCUUACCUCAUUGAUGUGUCGAUGCACCAACCCAUGGAUCAUGACCAUGCCCCAACCCUGGGUAAACCGAACCUCAGCCAGUUCCGGAUUCAGUUGAUGGCCGAAACCGCUAACAUCAAACGCAGCUGUAUCGCCCGGAGUCCUUGCGAGCGUGGUAAUACCGGCGCCACUCCGGAUCCGAAUCCGAGCCGGACCAGGGGCAGGAGCACGACGACGAGGAGCGAGCUGAAUAGUAAUAGAUCCACCGCCCAGAAGCAAUCAGGGGCGUACCAGCCGAUAGGAAGGAUCAGGAAAGAGAAGAAGGAUGUCGAUUCGGAUGGAGUACUGGAUGGCCGCCUACUACUAACCGAGCCGAACGACCCAAGCGAGAUCGAGGAUGGCCACACGCUGCGAAUCAACGCGGCCGUCGAUGAGAAUCUCAACCAGCGACUGGCUGAGUUCGAUCAGAAGAAGAACCAGAACGAUCAGCCUCAGCACUCAAUCGAUUCCUCAUCAACCUCAUCAGCCUUCAAGCCAUCCCUACUCUCAACCACAACCACCUCUCAGUACCCUCCGGAUCAUCCCCACGAAGACCUGCUUACCAUCGCAUCUACCACCGUACCCUCGGCUUGUUCGGCAUCAUCCGAAUUAGUUGGAACUCUCGAUCAUCAACCAAACAAUCAUCGUCCUCAGCUCAGCUUCGACCCUGUCGUUCGGAUCAUCCCCAAUCCAGAUGAGGAGAACUCGUCCGAUGAAGAGAAUCCUCGCCAGCGUUCCAGGAGUCGUACGAGGAAGAGACCCGUUCGGCUAUGUACUAAGAAGAUCGCCUUACCACUUAACAUCUCAACCAGCUCUCUGAUCGGAAUCGGCCACCAUAGCAAUCACUCUAACGCUUCACUCAUCCCAAACUCCCCUCCAGGCGGCGUAUCUAGCAGAGAACUCUUUGCGCAAACACGGAAAGAGAUCGACGAAGAUGAGCAAUUCAUCCCCGACGUCCCUCGCUAUCUCAACCUCACCCUUCCUAGUAUCACCCGUCAACCGGAUAGAAGGGCACUCAGGCUGGAAGAAGAACAUAGAUUGGAGCGAUGGAGGCAAAUGGGAGGCGGUCAUAAAUCAAACCUCAAACCCAACGCUUUCUCCAACCUCUCUCAUCUAUCACCCGCUCUUCGAGAACAACUGACCAGCGCAACUGUCCCGAUUCAAUUAACUACCAACACCGCCAUCAAUUCAAUUGCUUCCUCCAUUUCCCCCGAUGAUGUGUUGACCCAGAGCGCGUCCUUCUCCAAGCAACUCACAUCAGUAGACUCAAAGGCUCAACUUAAGAAUUCAGAACCUGUCCAUUCAAUCGCACCACCAAUCCCUGGCACAAUUACCUCCCCCGACUGUGAACCUGCCCACAUUUCGGUAUCAGUCAUUGAUCAGACAGUCUGCGCCGAGUCUGAGUCACCCUGUCUAUUGAUGAAAGACGGCUAUAAACGCUCUCCAUUUCGAUGGUUUGGCCAAAAAGCUAAAUCAAUUCGUCUAGAUAGGCAACGAAAGGUUUCUGGUAAUCUCAGAAACGCCCCCACCUCACCUCCUGCAGAAUCGACCGGUGAUUCACCUCCUGCCCCGUUACAGAAAACCCCUACUCCUGCGUGGGUUGAUCAAUCAUCACAAUGCAUGUCACCUGAUGAAUCGCUGGAAGGGGCACCACUCAAGCGGAUGUCCACUCCUCGCUGUCUAGCUGAAGAAGUCGUGAUAACUGGAGCUCCAUUACAGAGGACGGCAACACCCAGUACCUCUUUACAAAAACCUUUGGUUGUACCGCCUCAACAUAACUCUACUCAAGGCGCCCCAUUAGAGAAAACCUCGACCCCUGGUGCUGCUUUACAACGGUCCGCCACCACCGGUACCCUAGGCAGCAAACCCAAACAGGCUACGUUCUUCAAGAAGCUAGCGAUCUGGCGAAAAACACCCCCUUCAUCGGACCGGACGGAGUUAACCAUAGAUCCUGCGUCAGGUAUUCUUGACAACGUCAUGGUCAUCUCAACCACCUCUCCCACUCUUCCAAGCAACCCAAUCCAAAACCCAUCUAACGCUAGCCUGUUAUUGGAAACCAAUGGUGAUGCUUUGUCGGACAUUCCGACAGACAAGUGGGGAUCACGGAAAGAAGUUCCAUUGCGCGAAUGCUGUAACACGUGUUUAAGUUCUGCUAGCAUUGAAGCUGCAACAAGUCUUGACAACCAACUCUCACCAGGUGCCCUCAAGCAUUAUCACAAGAAAAGCUGGAUCUUACAGGAUACCUUAAGGCAAGGUGGCAUCCCUUCUCAGCAGAUCAAGCUCAUUUCUGAAGAACUUGGUGCACCUUACACUUCUUGGGUUGCUCAAGACUCCAAGUACUAACAUGCACUACCUGUCAUGGUAAUAUCCCCUCAUCCUACAACUUAUACCCACAAAGCACCUCCUUUUCUCUUGUUCCUUUUUUUGAACUAAUUUCCCCAUCCCACAACUAUCAUUAUCAUUCAACUUUAUUUUCUCUUUUUCUUAUGAUAUCCACUUUCACAUGAGCUUCUAAGAACUGAUCAAUUGUGGAAAGCAAAAUUCAUACUUCAUUUAUCUAUUCUGCAAAGCCACCAAAGCAUCAGUUCUGCCACUUCUUAGCCAUAAUUGUCUUGUUUGAUUUUGAUAAGCAUUCCUCUUCUGAUUCCUUCAUGUGCUCUAAAAUAUUUUGUCAAUCAUUGAAUUCUCUACAAUCUUUCAUCAAAUUCCCUAAAAUCUUUCAUCAAUUUCCAAAAAGCUUUGAAUGAUUAAAUUUGUUUUUC
Molecule: messenger RNA, 2875 nt
Organism: Puccinia graminis f. sp. tritici CRL 75-36-700-3
Lineage: Eukaryota; Fungi; Basidiomycota; Pucciniomycetes; Pucciniales; Pucciniaceae
Exons: 4
Coding region: 117-2456 (779 amino acids)
Source: RefSeq, a predicted model, not a curated record